Molecule: messenger RNA, 6595 nt
Organism: Drosophila eugracilis
Lineage: Eukaryota; Metazoa; Arthropoda; Insecta; Diptera; Drosophilidae
Gene: rsh
Exons: 19
Coding region: 573-6011 (1812 amino acids)
Biological process (GO): activation of GTPase activity; regulation of small GTPase mediated signal transduction
Cellular component (GO): cytoplasm
Molecular function (GO): GTPase activator activity; protein binding
Source: RefSeq, a predicted model, not a curated record
ACAUAUAAAUAACCAGUUACCAAGCAAAUAUUUCACAAACUACUAUGUUAUAUGACCCCCCCGAAUAUUUAUACCCUGUAGUUUUUGACCCAUUUAGUAAAUCCCAAGAACCUUUUGUAAAUUGAGAUUUACCCAGCCAUUCGAUAAAUAUUUAUAUAACAAAAAACCCCCAUCCAAUGCGUUUUAAACCACCAAAAACUAUUUUCUUCGAUUUUUUUCCAGUGUAUCUCUGUGUCUCUGUGUGUGUAGCAAAAAUAAAAUAAAAACCCCCCUCCAAAAAACAAACCCAAAAGCCCCCAAAAAUAUAUAUAUAUAUAUAUAUGUAUAACCAAGAUUACAAAAUACAGACUAUAAAUCACCGCACUUUCUAGCUAGCCGGCUAGCUGGAAAACACUGAAAGAAAAAACGCUUGCAAUUCGAGUAAGAAACGUAAAUAAGAAACCAAGAAGAACAAGGAGGAAGAAGAAGAAGAAGAAGAAGGGCCGCGGAGGGAGCGGCCAGGAGUUGAUAAAAAGGAUACCGCUCAGUUUCGAGGAUCGGCGGGCGCUGCCAAAGAAACCAGAACAUGCGCCAUGUCAAAACUGCGGCAUUACCGGUCCAUGGAUCAGCCCUGCAGCAGCACCUGCGUGGUCAUACGCAAAAAGACUAUGACAGCCAUUUGCUUCGUGUGCAACCUGCCCAUCAUGUCGCACCAAGUGGGUUUGGUGUGGCAAGGAGGCAACGGCUGGGACGAUCUUGUGCGCGAACAGCUGGAAGAGUCCACCAUCCGGCAGCGUCUGGGUGGACGGCGAGACUCGGCUGCGCAGAUCACCACACCGCCGAGCACCUCGCCGCCACCGGGCUUGCAGCGGCGGCGGCGCAGCUCGCUGGCCCAGCUAACAGACAUUCUGCGCGAGUGGAGCGGCGGCACCAAGCAGCAGCAACAGCAUCAGCAACAACAGCAGCAUCAACUGCAGCAGGCUUCCCGCUCCAAGGCGCAGCUCAAUCGCCGCGAGACGUUGGCGGACUUGGCACGCAGUCUGCCGUGGCGCACAUCAACCACGACGGACGCCAGCACAGGGGCAGGUGGUUCGAGCGGUGGCGCCUGCACCACCUACAUGGCGCCACGCAAGCGGCGGGAGUCUUCUGCGGAUUCGGGCAUCCGGAGCAUGAGAUCGCGACGAGAUUCAAACACCGCGGAGUUUGUGAGGCAUUGGAAUCGCCGCGAAAGCGGAGCAGUUGAGGAGCAGCCCAUAGUCUCAGUGCCCGUCGUCGUUGAGUGUUCUAAAAGCGCAUCCCGGCGCGGAUCUGGUGAGAGCUACCUGUCUGGCAGUCGGCGCGAUAGCAACGUGGCUGGUCGGGUCACCACACCACCGCCGCCUGGCAAAUAUCAGAUGGCUAAGAAACGCGACUCCCUGGCCGCGCCAGAAUUCCCCAAUUUCCGCCAGGAGCAGCGCCCGUCCACCAGUUCCGCCGGCUCCUGUUCGGACCACUCCAUGCCCCUGAUAUCGACGCAUUCAAGCACUCACUACCUGGCUCACCAGCAGGUGGACUCCGCCUGUCAAGCUCUUCCACCGCCGACGAUCAUCACCAGCUCUGUAACGCCGCCGGCAACGAGUCCAACGGCGCCCAAGGGGCGUCGGGACUCGCAGACGCAGUGCGGUCGUGUGAAUCGACGAGAUUCAAAGGCAGGCGUCAGCCCAGAACGAGCGCCGCGCCUUCAACGGCUGCAGCGGCAGGCUACCGCCUUCGAUGAGGGCUGCCUGCCGGGCGGCAGUAGGCGUGGCUCACAACCCGCCCUCAGUCCAGAUCCACCCGAUGACUGUGAGCGGCGUACUUCCCGACGGGAUUCCCUGUCGCCGGAUAGCGCCUCACGUGGCGGUCGUCGGGAUUCGAGGACACAUCUCUCGCCGGAUCGAUCUCAUGAACGGGAUGGCAGUCCAAGGCGACACACGCUGCGUAGGCAGAGCAGUUCGGCGGCCAGAUCGCCCAGAUCACCGGACUCCAAUAGCUGCUGCUCCUCCAGGGAUCCCAGUCCCUGCUCGAGACCACAAACACAGACCACUGUGGAGCAAAACCAACGGCCUGCUAUAAGGAGGCAGUCCACUACAGAGGAGAUCCUUAUUGCCCGAGGAUUCCGACGGCAGUCGACCACCGAGGAGAUGAUCCGCUGCAGGAAUUUUCGAAGACAGAGCUCCCAGAGCGACGACGUCUGUCGCUAUCGUGGCAGACGUGACUCUUCGGCGCAGAUAAUUGAUGGAACCAUCGGCACCAUGACUGUGGAGACAACCAGUACUUUCUUCGACUCCAGCACCCAGACAGAACCAUCGCCGCUCUAUGACAACAACCACUAUCAUGAGGAGUGCCUGCGCUGCAAUUCCUGCGGCCUGAACUUGACGGGGCCCAACCAGAAGAGGGCCAGAAGGUUUAAGAACCAGAUACUGUGCGACCUGCAUUUCGCGGACGUGGCCCUAAUGGAGUGCUCCGAUUUCAUGCAGCAGCUGCGAAGCUUCAAGCCGCAAUCCUUGGGCUGCGCGGUGGCCAGGCGCAAGAGUUCCACGACGCUGAUAUUCCCGCUGCCACCGCAAGCUUGCUCAGAUGAGUUCUGCGAGGAGUAUCCGCACAAUCUGAUGCCGACACCUGGCUAUUGGAUCGAAUGUUCCCGUCAGAAGAUCACCAUGCCUACCCCGCAUACCAUUUGGGAUGAGAGCGACUCUGAGCACGAGGACAUACGGGCAGGCAGUGCCAGCGAUGCGUAUUUAGAGCGCGAGUGCAGCGAUCUCUAUGAGGACGAUGAGGACUCCGAGGCCACGCCAAGUCCGCGCAAGAAGACCACCAUCGAGGAGCAGUGGGACCAGCAGGGCGCCUUCGAACUGAUCUCCGUAGAGCAGGAGACGUACGAGAAGUACUUCUAUGGCACCGAGCACUGGAACUAUUUCACCAGUGACGAGGAUCUGGGUCCGGUUAUCCUGUCCAUCAAACAGGAGACACUCAACGGGAGGGAUCAGUUCCGUAUCCUGGUUCGAGCUGGAUCGUAUACAGUGCAUGGACUGAUACCGGCGUCCUGUGUGUUUGCCGAUAGAUAUAAUCGCGAGGAGGUAGUUAGAUCUUUAGGUAAAGAAGUUAAUUUAAAUCCACCUUUAACGUUAGGACAAUUACCCGAUACGCCAGAGGAAUUAUUAAAAUUAGAUCAGGUUUUUAUAAAAUCAGAGUUAAAAGUUGGCGUCAUAUUUGUCAAAGAGGAUCAAUAUACCGAAGAGCAAAUUCUGGACAAUAAUGAAAAUUCACCGCUCUUCGACGAGUUCCUCACGCUGCUGGGCGAUCGAGUUCGGUUGCGGGGAUUUGAUAAAUACAAAGGUGGCCUUGAUACGGUGCACGACCUGACAGGUCUCUUCUCCGUUUACACAAACUGGCGCAAUAUUGAGAUCAUGUUCCAUGUAUCCACAUUGCUGCCGUAUGAGAAGCAUGAUCCGCAGAAGCUCCAAAGGAAGCGGCACAUUGGCAACGAUAUCGUCUGUGUGGUCUUCUUGGAGGCGGAUAACACUCGCUUCAGUCCCGCCUGCAUAAAGAGCCAUUUCCUGCACACCUUUAUACUGGUACGCGUUUCGGCCAGGAUCAAGCACAAGCCCACCAGAUACGAGGUGUCCGUGGUGACACGCGACGAGGUGGGCGCCUACAAGCCAUAUUUGUGGGAGCAGUCCGUGUUCGAAAAGGGACCAAUGUUCCGAGAAUGGCUGCUGACGAAGAUCGUGAACGGUGAGAGGGCCUCGUAUUCGGCACCGAAAUUCGCCCGAAUGCAGGAGAGGACGCGUUCGCAGAUGCUGGAGGAUCUGGUGAUGAAUCUAUCGAAUCAUGCGGAAACUGGACAGAUACCGAAGCCAUAUAGACGCGGCAGUUGGCGACCGAUCGGUGAGGAUGAAUAUAUCAAAAUGUUGCAUGCCCGAGUCCUAGACAACAAUACACACCAUGAACAGCAGCAGCAGCAUCAGUUGCUGCUGCAGCAGCAUCAACACAUGCAGCAUAUGCAGCACCUGCAACAUUUGCCAAUGCACAAUAUUUGCGUCUAUUGCAAUAAUAAUGCCAAUGACUUGCUAACGACAGCAGCAACACACAACAACAGUAACAACAACAACAAUAACAACAACAAUAAUCAUAUUAACAACACAACAACAAGCACACACAGACACAACAAUAACAACUACAACAUGUACUCUGAGCAACAACAACAGCAACUACAUGAGGGCCAACAGCAACAACAAUUGCUGCCGCAACAGCUACUGCAACAGCAUCUGCAAUUGUCAACGUCGUCACUCACACACACGUCGUGUUGUGCCAUGUUGCACCUGUGUGCGAGGCAUAGUCAUAUGCGACCCUCGUCACCGCUGCUGGACUCUGUUCGAGAUCAAUUCGAGGAUUAUGAUCAGCUGGCGAAGGAUUUUACCCGCGUAUUUCUAAACGAAGAACCAUCGUGCCUGACCAAUGCCCAUCUCUUCGAUGUCGUUUUUCUGGUGGGUCAGUCCAAGCAGAAGGCUCGAUUUAUCGGAGUCCGAGCGAUCCUGGGAGUGCGAAGUCGUGUCUUUCAGGAAAUGUUGUAUGGCAUUCAGACAGGCUUCGGAUCACCUCAGAUUCCAGUGGCCGAGAUCUUUGCACGACCAGCUCCAUCAUUAGUAUCCCCGCAGAAUCAGAAACCGAAGAGCAACAACUACCUGACAGUUCCCGAUUCCGAUUCGAUACGACCGAAAAGUGUACCAUCAUCCCCCAUGGUCAAGAGGGCCUUCUCUCGACUGGGAACCAUUACGGCCGGAUGGGGUAGAUCGAUAAGGAACAAGAACACGAAUCAACUGAAUCCGGAUGACAAGAAGAAGUGGAUAUCGUCGACAGAUUGUUCGAACAGGGACAGCAAGGACAAGGACAAGGACAAGCCGGGCAACAAUCAGCUAGCCGUUCCACGCCUCUCCGUCUGCGCCGACGCCCAGAAGGUCGAUCGUGCCAAAUUGGCCCAAACAGAGUUCAACAUCAUCGAGUUCGAUCCGGAUACAUUCCGAGUCUUGCUCGACUACCUGCACACGGGCACAUGUCCACUGACCUGCGUAUCCAUACCAGGCUUACUAUGUGCCGCGGAACAUUACGACCUGCCGGAGCUGCUGCAGGCAUGCUUCCAUCACUGCAAGCAGUUCCUGCGCAUCGAGGUGGUCUGCCCGAUGCUCAUCUCGCUGGAGAACUACUACUGGCGCUACACAUCCGCCUCCGAGCUGGUCAACAUGAUCCUGUCGUUCGUGGAGAGCAAGGCGCACUCGCUGUUCAAGUGCCCAGAAUUCCUACAUCUAUCCGAAUCAAUGGUCCAGAUGAUCAUGUGCCGUGAACUGCAAACCCCAGAGAUUCGUAAAUUCGAGGCCAUGUUGGCGUGGGCCCAGCAUAAAGUGGGCAAACUGAAGAAUCAUCCGAAUAAGGACACACAAUUCGAGUUUGAGUGCAUUAUGGAGCGACUGACGCGUGAUCUGAACUUAUGCCGGAUCUCGCCCAGUGAACUGCUCACCGUUGUCCUGCCCUCCAAAUCGAUGAAGAACGAACGCAUCAUGGAGACGCUCAUGGUGCAGGUGAAUCUGGGGACCUAUCGGAUGCCUGAGUUGGAUGCGUAUCGUCAGCAGUUGCGCCAGCAGGAGUCCGCCGAGGCCACCGUCCAGGUCCACCGGGUAUCCCAUCAGAACCAUCAAAACCCGCCACCCAUCGAUGCCCGUGCAUAUGCCAUGGCCUCCCUGGCCGCCGCCCUUGAGAUGCAACAUCCGCUCCAAAAUCCGCAUACGCAUCCGCUAAAUAAUCCCCUCCAUCAUAAUCCACCACGCGAUGCCGCCGACGAGGAGGUUGAGCUCUAUGCCAGUUUCGAUAAUGCCCCGAGUACCAGUCGAGUGGCUGCCCAAAUGCAGGCUGCCAAGGAGGCGCGCCGAAAACGCUGGGCAGCCGAUGGGGCCAGCGGGAGUAGCGGGGACGGCGGAUGCGCCAGCGGUAGCAGCGGCAGCGGUCGGCGUUAUUAAUACAGCGGGUGUAUCCCUGUGUGACUGAUCAAGAAACUUAAACCUAAUAUUAAGAAAUUCGCCAGAAAAAUAACUAAAAAAAAAGCCUUUCCGUAAAUUGUUUUAAAUUCUUCUUUAUUUUGGACAAAUCUUUCCAAUUUCAAACAUUUUCUUUAAAAUUUAUAUAAAAAAUUAUACAAAAUUGAAUUGGCGAAUUUCUAGAAUUUAGGCUUAACUUUUUUUCUAUGAAUGUAGCGAGCGAGUCUGAAGAAUGUUUGGGUGAAUAUUUACUUUUUUACCUACAAUAUAAAAACCUAGAUAAGUUCAUUGGAUAGAGUUCAUCAUGCUUUUCAAAGAUAAUUUUGUUAAAAAUGUUUUUAACUUGAAAGAAAUGUAUUUUUUAUAUUUUUUUUUCCAUUUUUAAUUAAUUUUUUUUGUAUAAAACUCUUAUUCAGCUUCUUUACUAUACUUUUCCAUUUCUAACUAGCCUUGUAAAACCAAACCCUUAAUAUUUUAUGUUCUAAACAUGAAAUGGGUUUGAAUUUCCCAAAAGAGUUCCUUAGGUUUGAUGAACAUUUUUCCAAGUAAAUAAUUUUUAAGGUAAA